AUGGAAAUCUGGCUUCAUUGGCUUAAAGUAAUGGAGUCAGAAGAAUUUUUGAAUUUCACUACGAAAAAGUACAGAUAUAUAAGAUAUUUGCUAAUGUCACAUCAAGAAGGUUUUGGUCGAGAGGAAUGGGGACAAUGCAAAGUCAUGGGACAUGCAGAAAUAACUAAGGUGGGCCAGGAAUUACAAUAUUGCAGUGACAUGACAAAAGAAUAUAGUAAGGACAGUAGUAGAGUGUAUUAUCGUCAGUAUGGAAAAUACUUUUUGCCAGAGAUCCUGGGUUCGAGACCAGACAAGCACAUCCAUGAUGAGAUGUAUCCAUUGAUACCUCAUUCACCUUGA
Molecule: messenger RNA, 339 nt
Organism: Clunio marinus
Lineage: Eukaryota; Metazoa; Arthropoda; Insecta; Diptera; Chironomidae
Source: the annotation of a GenBank genome assembly